Messenger RNA from Mesorhabditis belari, 843 nucleotides. Lineage: Eukaryota; Metazoa; Nematoda; Chromadorea; Rhabditida; Rhabditidae. The record is from the annotation of a GenBank genome assembly.
AUGAUUUUCCUUUUCGGACUUCUUCAACUUACAACAGCUCAAUGGGGUCUACAGGGACCGUAUUCAGCCCAAUUGACAGGCUACAACCAACAGCAACAGCAACAGCAACAACCCAUCUACCAGAACACUUUCCCAAUUGGUCCACAAGUCUACUCAAUGGGACAAAUGCCGACGCAAAUGAUGACUCAAUAUUACCCACAACAAUCGCAAAUUGGUGCAUUUGAUGGCUCAUUUCUGCAAAGGCCCUUUGAUAGCUCUAACGCAAGAAAUUCCGAGAUUUAUCCGUCAUCGAUUCAAGGUAUCUCCUCAUUCUCUGAGGGUACCGUCUACUCAAAUGAUCAACGUCUUCCAUCGGCUUUCAGUCAAGAUACGAGAAUGCAAUUCAAGACUCCACUUUCCACGAAUUCCAUUCAAUCAAUUGCAGCUCAACCAGCUCAACCAGCUCAACCCCAACGAAUCGUUCCCCCAUUUUUGAAAGGAGUCGAUAAAGAGACUGAAGACCGGUUUUAUCAAAUUGUGCAAAAUUUGGAAUGGAAUGGUGAAGAAAAAGCAAAAAAAAUCGAGGAUUUUAUUAAAGAAUUAGAUGCAAAAAGACAGGAAACAUUCACCGAUUUCAAGCAAAAAAUCGAAACUGAGACAAUGAAAAGACAAAAAGAGGUCCAUCAAGUCGUCAACGGGAUGAGUGAAGAGGCGAAGAUACAAUUUCAAAAGGUAUCGGCUCUCCUGACCCAACCGAAUCUCUCCGAUGAGACUCGUCUCGAGAAAAUCUCUCAAUUCUAUGCGAAAAUCCCGAUCGAGAUUCGAAAAGAAUUUGAUCAAAAAUUGGCACAAUUUGGUCGAAGA